CAACCACCAUUUAGUUUAAAAAGACUUGACUAUUCAGAUUCUGUCAUUUCCUAAGGCUCUAGGAUCGGUGUUGCUGUUGAGGGAACGAUGUCGUGCAGUCCUUUGGUUUGGAGUGUUACAUCUGGUGGUUCACUUAUCUUGGAAAGAAGAGCUGAACUCUGCAACCAGUACUCAAUUGAGAAUGUGGACAAACUGCAAGGAGGUAACAUCUACAACACCCAACGGUACGUCGGCAACAUGACAAUACAGAUGCAGCCUAGCUCUGGUGAAAAAUCACCCAAGGAGUCUAACAGCGAGUUACGUCAAAUCAAACCACAAACUGGAAACAGCACUAGGCAGAAACUACACCAAUGUGGAAAGUGUAGUAUGCAGUUUGGUCGACCAGGUCAGCUGAGGGAGCACAUUAUACUAGUCCACAAUGGAGGAAAACCGUUCAGAUGUGAGGAAUGCGGCAAACACUUCACCACGCUGAAAAUUCUCAAGAGACACAUAAAGAAUCACACAGGAGAGAAACCGCACCAGUGUAAGCAUUGCAGCAAAAGUUUCGCUCAGUCUGCUAAUCUGGCCAGGCACGUGCUAACUCACACCGGGGAGAGACCCUACGGGUGCGGAGAGUGUGGGAAACAGUUCACUCAGCUGGCAAAUCUGAAGGAUCACAUGCGGACUCACACAGGCGAGAAACCGUACCACUGUGACGAGUGCAACGAGCAGUUCACAACAUUGUCGCAUCUGAAGGGACAUAUCAUGAGGACUCAUGAUAGAGAGAGACUGCACUAUUGUGAUCAUGGGAAAUGCAAUAGAAGCUUCAGUGAAGUAGCUGAUCUGAUAAAACACCAUCAGUUAUGGCAUGGCACCAAGGGGACAGCUAGUGAUGACUGAUUCUGUGAACAACACAGUUACUAUAUAAUUAUGUCUUACAACUGUUGUACUAUUGAAUCUGGAAAAUGCCACAAUGUUUAAAUAAGUCUGUAUUUUCGACUGUUGAGACUCUCAAUAGUAGUGCCAGAAUGGGGACAUAUGGGGGUAUGUACUUUUUGAGGAUGAAAAUUGCAUUCCUCCAGUCUCAGGAUGACGUAAUAAUAAGUUCUUAAGGCUAAAUACUUCUAUAACUAAGUAUAAGAAGCCAGAAGACAGAAAAUAAGUCCAGUCAGACGUUUAACAUUAUACAAUGCAUUUUUAACCUUUAUACUAGCACUCAAAUAUUAAACAUUUUACCUACUUGA
Molecule: messenger RNA, 1223 nt
Organism: Branchiostoma belcheri (Belcher's lancelet)
Lineage: Eukaryota; Metazoa; Chordata; Leptocardii; Amphioxiformes; Branchiostomatidae
Product: zinc finger protein 239-like
Exons: 2
Coding region: 88-879 (263 amino acids)
Cellular component (GO): nucleus
Source: RefSeq, a predicted model, not a curated record